AUGAUUAAAAAAGAAAACAAAUUUGAAGAACUCUUAAAAAAUGGUAGUACCUCUAUACUGAUCAAAGUUCUCGGUGCAUUAGCUAAGAUUAUUUUCCUUAUCUAUGAUGUUAUCAGCUUUAUUCCGUACAAAAUUUUUGCUGAUCCAACAGUAAAACUACAGAAAUCGUCAAAAAUUAAGGCAGCACCAAUAGUAAAAGGAGAUAACACGUCACCGUGGAGAAAUGUUACAGCAAUCGGUAGCGGUCUUGAAGAAAAGCUUUUGGGAUGUUCAACAAUCAAAGAGGCCUGGGAUAAAGCUGUGCACUUGUACGGUGAUCGUCAAUGCUUUGGAACUCGUGAAAUUCUUGCCGUAACAGAAGAAAAACAAAAAAAUGGCAGAAUUUUUGAAAAGCUUGAACUUGGAUCUUAUCAUUGGCAUACUUUCUCUGAGGCUAAUGAUAUGAUUUUGGGACUGUCUAAAGGGCUAAGAGACAUCGGUGUUCGAAAGAAUGAUAGAGCGGUGAUUUACUCAGAAACCCGUGAAGAAUGGAUGAUUUCGGCUAUGGCUUGCUUUCGAAGCGGCUUACCACGUAUGUUAUACAGCUUAUCUUGCUUGCACUGGUGUUGUAAAUGGUUGGUAAUCCUUCAUAACCAAAAGAUUUCAGUUGCCACUGUGUACGCAAGUUUGGGUAUCGAUGCUGUUGCUCAUUCAAUCCGAGAAUGUGAAGCUACCACUGUGUUCACCACUGCACUGCUCUUGCCGAAGAUAGCUGGCAUCAUCAAGAACUGCCAAACUGUAAAGUAUAUUAUAUGCUUCCCAGAUCAUAAACCCAAUUUUGAAUUAAAAAUACCAACUGAGUUAUCCAAGUCCAACAUUCGAGUACUGCUUUUUGAAGAUAUACUUCGAAUUGGAGACGAAACAGAUGAAGAGUUGAAAACUGAAGUUGAUCCUGACGAUAUUGCCAUGAUUAUGUAUACUAGCGGUACUACGGGGAAUCCAAAAGGCGUUGUAAUGCUUCACAAAAAUUUGGUUGCUGCAACAGGUGGUCAGCGAUCAAGCUUUCCGUUGAGUGAAAAUGAUGUAUAUAUUGGCUAUCUACCGCUUGCACAUAUCCUUGAAGUUUGUGCAGAACUUGUUGUUUUGUCAUAUGGAGCAAAAAUUGGAUACUCGGCGCCAACAACAUUGUUUGAUUCGGCAUCCAGAUUAAAAAAAGGGCAACGUGGCGAUUGUUCGGUAUUAAAACCAACGCUGUUGGCGUGUAUACCAGCAAUUAUGGAUAGGAUUUUUAAAGCUGUCACUGAUAAAGUGGCCGGUAGUUCACCGUUGAAACGAGAACUAUUUAGAAUCAGUUAUGAAAGAAAACGAGCUCGUUAUGAAGAGGGCUAUACUAGUUCCUUGUUAAAUGGUCUGGUAUUCAAUAAUAUCCGCAAGAUGUUGGGAGGCCGACUUCGUUUCAUUGCCAGUGGUGGGGCUCCAUUGAACCCAGAAACCCAACGCUUCAUGAACAUCUGCUUUUGUUGUCCGGUACUUCAAGGUUACGGUCUAACGGAAACAUGUGGAGGGGGAACACUUGGCAGUGAAGACGAUCUUAGUACGGGAACUGUAGGAGCCCCAUUGACUUGCUGUGAUAUUCUUUUGCGAGAAUGGGAGGAAGGCGGUUAUUCACCAAAGAACAAAGUACCGCAAGGAGAGAUUCUGAUUGGCGGUGAAAAUGUUGCGUUGGGGUAUUUGAACAAUGAGGAAAAAACCCGUGAAGUUUUUCAUGAAAUUGAUGGCAAACGUUAUUUUACUACUGGGGAUAUUGGAGAAUUUCGUGAAGACGGAUCUUUGUGCAUCAUUGAUCGGAAAAAAGAUUUAUUAAAACUCUCACAUGGUGAAUAUGUAUCACUUGGAAAAGUUGAAUCAACCUUGUCUGCUAAUCCGAUUGUGGAUACUAUUUGCAUUUGUGGAGAUUCAACUAAGGAUUACGUUGUCGCAUUGAUUGUACCAAAGAAGGAUCAUUUGAUAAAAAUUGCUGAAGAGGCUGAUAUUUCGACAACGGAUUUUGAAACGCUGUGUAGAACAAAAGAGAUCAAAGAUAAAGUCCUGUCAGACAUCCAAAAUUACGGCAAAGCAAAACUGCAUAAAGCUGAAAUCCCAUAUGAUUUAUGGUUAUGCUCUGAGCCCUGGACACCGGAUUCCGGUCUGUUAACUGAAGCACUGAAGCUGAAGAGGAAAAAUAUUGAACGAAAGUAUAAAGACCAAAUUGCUGCAAUGUACAACAGUUAG
Molecule: messenger RNA, 2250 nt
Organism: Enterobius vermicularis (human pinworm)
Lineage: Eukaryota; Metazoa; Nematoda; Chromadorea; Rhabditida; Oxyuridae
Source: the annotation of a GenBank genome assembly